AUGUCUCUCGCUACGAAAAAACGUUUUGUGAUGAAACAAGCCGAAAGUGAAUUGUUCUUGCCGAAAGAGAAUGAAAUCAUCGCACGUGUUUUGACAUCUCCAGGAAGGAAUUUGCACGAGGUGGAUGAUGAAAAUGGCGAGAAAUAUUUAGUAAGCAUGCCAAGGAAAUUUAGGGAGACAAUUUAUGUCAAACGAGGUAGUUUUAUUUUUGUUGUGCCGAUAAAAGAAGGCAUCAAAGUGAAGGCAGAAAUUACGCAGAUUUUGGAUAAAGAAAAUGUUUUAUAUCUAAGGGAGCAGAAAAUGUGGCCCAAAAGAUUCGAAUCAUAUGCAGAAAGUAUAACUCGUGAAGCAAAGAGAGGUAUUAUUGCUGGUAGUGUGAAAAGGCAUGACGUUAUCGAUGAAGAUAUGUUACCACCCAGUGAUACGAAUGAUGACAGUGAGUGUGACACGAGUGAUGAAGAUAAUGAAAAGAAGGAUGAAGACAGCUCGAUGGGCGAUUUCUCCGAUUUAACAGAAAGUGAAGAACUGGACGAAGAUGAUGAGACGGAAAAUAGUGAUGAAGAAUCACAAAAUGACGGUCUUGCUUUCAAAAUAUAUAAUCCAAAUCGAUUAAGGCGAUUAUAA
Molecule: messenger RNA, 624 nt
Organism: Brugia malayi
Lineage: Eukaryota; Metazoa; Nematoda; Chromadorea; Rhabditida; Onchocercidae
Product: obelix, putative
Exons: 4
Coding region: 1-624 (207 amino acids)
Biological process (GO): translational initiation
Cellular component (GO): nucleus
Molecular function (GO): translation initiation factor activity; RNA binding
Source: RefSeq, a predicted model, not a curated record